Messenger RNA from Mitosporidium daphniae, 699 nucleotides. Its product is annotated as X-linked 2 RNA-binding domain-containing protein. Gene Ontology annotation, molecular function: RNA binding. Gene Ontology annotation, biological process: mRNA splicing, via spliceosome. NCBI's taxonomy places the organism in Eukaryota, Fungi, Microsporidia. The coding region runs from base 1 to 699 and encodes 232 amino acids. Gene Ontology annotation, cellular component: U2 snRNP; catalytic step 2 spliceosome; precatalytic spliceosome. The transcript is spliced from 3 exons. The record is from RefSeq and is a predicted model, not a curated record.
AUGGACUGGCAGAUGUUAAUGGCUGUCAAUGCACAGCUCUGUAAACAUGGAAAUGGACAAAGAUGCGCAUUUACAAACCUUUCUUUCGAAGCCAGGCCCCGCCGCUACCGUACGAUUCGGCAAAUUGAGCGCAUCAACAGCCAAGAGCUGGCAAGGGCAGCCCGACUAGAUGGCACAAAGGGAUCAUGGCACGAUGACUACAGACACAGCCCCUAUAUAUACAUUGGCGGUCUGCCGUUUGAGCUGAAUGAGGGGGAUAUUUUGUCCAUCUUUUCACAGUAUGCGGCCCAUGUUUGUUUGUCUAGAUAUGGAACGAUCAUUGAUAUCGAUCUAGCUCGGGAGGCAUCCGCAGAUGUUUCAGGUCCAUCGCCUAAUCUUGAUAGAAAGGGCAAAAGCAAGGGGUUUGCAUUUGUCGGGGGCGCGCGAAAAGCCAAUGCGCAAGCACAGGAGAAAUCUACCUCCACUAGGUCGGCCGCUACACAUUCCGACCACGAUAGUAAUGAUGCUGCGCAGAGACUCUAUGGCGUGCAUUCUCCUCGCACACGUGAUCCGGCUGGCGGUGCCUCUUCGCAGCAUGAGCAUGCUUUGUCUGAUGGAUACAAGGUCAAGGACCGUGAAAAGCCCUAUCACCAUAGUACAGAGCAUCACCGCAGAAGGCGGUACUACUCUCCAGGGCGACGUACCCCUCCACCAUCGUGA